GCUUGUACAAUUUUUGAUGGGAUUAGGAGAGAAUUACGAUCAUGUUCGUAAUCAGAUUCUUAUUCAAGAUCCAUUACCGAAUGUUAACAAAGCCUAUUCUAUGACUUUGAGUGUUGAAAUACAACGAGAAGUUCAUGGUUCCAUGACACAGGUGAAUGAGAAUGUUGCUAUGGUGGCUAAAAGUGAUUUUGGGAAGAAGGAUGCUAGAAGUAGUAAGACUCGUAAAGGAGAUAAGAAGGAUGAUAGAUUCUGCAACUAUUGCAAUAAAAGUGGACAUGUAAGGGAAACUUGCUUCAAAUUGAAUGGAUAUCCAGAUUGGUUUCAAGAUUUCAAACAAAAAAAAUUUGGAAAAGGGCAAGCUCAUAUGACUCUUCAAGACACUCCAUUAGAUGUGCCAACAAUAGAAUGGGGAAAGGAGUUUUCUACUGCUGUGCAUAAUGAAGUCGCAAAGUAUAUGAAAGGCAAGAUGAAUGUUGAAGAUGUUACCCAGAAUUGUUCUGGAUAUGCAGGACCGAUGGACUAAGAAAGUUGUAGCUGUUGGGAGACUGAUAGGAGGAUUAUAUAGGUUGGACAAGUCUUCUUUUCAACUACCAAACACUCAUACUGAUUCAAACUUUUCUAUACCUACUACCUGUACUGAGCAAAGUUGCAAUAAAACAAACACAUUUUGUUUUGAUAUAAAUAAAGUCUCUCCUGUUCAUGGCCAAUUAUGGCACAACAGAUUGGGUCAUGCCUCACGUGAUACAAUCUCUCACAUUUCCCAACUUUCACAUGCAACACAAGUCA
This is a messenger RNA of Hevea brasiliensis (rubber tree), 786 nucleotides long. RefSeq lists its product as uncharacterized. NCBI's taxonomy places the organism in Eukaryota, Viridiplantae, Streptophyta, Magnoliopsida, Malpighiales, Euphorbiaceae. The record is from RefSeq and is a predicted model, not a curated record. Gene Ontology annotation, molecular function: nucleic acid binding; zinc ion binding. Bases 17 to 523 code for a protein of 168 amino acids. The transcript is spliced from 2 exons.